Lacerta agilis (Sand lizard) is the source of this 1628-nucleotide messenger RNA. RefSeq names its product MYC proto-oncogene, bHLH transcription factor (gene MYC). NCBI's taxonomy places the organism in Eukaryota, Metazoa, Chordata, Lepidosauria, Squamata, Lacertidae. The coding region runs from base 340 to 1626 and encodes 428 amino acids. The record is from RefSeq and is a predicted model, not a curated record. Gene Ontology annotation, biological process: regulation of transcription by RNA polymerase II; positive regulation of cell population proliferation. The transcript is spliced from 3 exons. Gene Ontology annotation, molecular function: RNA polymerase II cis-regulatory region sequence-specific DNA binding; DNA-binding transcription factor activity, RNA polymerase II-specific; protein dimerization activity.
UUUUUUUUUUAAUUAAAGGCUUAUUUUUUUGGACUCCGAGAUCCGACGCGCACGACCAAGAACUCUUCGAAACCCGGCUUGCUGCAUCGCUCCCUGGGAUUUACAACCGAUAUCUUUGGACGGACUGCCUUUGCUUUUUUUCCUUUUUCUUUUUGAGGGAUUUACAAGGAAAGGGGGGGGGGCCGAGCAGAUUGCCGUCCCCCACUUGGUGGCUUCUUUUUUUUUACCUGCGUUCGUUGGCCCCCUUUUCUCAUAGAUAUAUCCGCACCGUUCCAAAUAAUCGACCCACUGUCUUUUUUAGCCGGGACCUGGGAGGAACCGGCACUGUCCCCAGCCACCAUGCCUCUGACGGUGCCGAGCUUCAGCCGGGCUUACGAUUACGACUAUGACUCGGUGCAGCCGUACUUCUACUUCGAAGACGAGGAGGAGAACUUCUACCUGACGGGGCACCACCGCGGCUGCGAGCUGCAGCCGCCCGCGCCGUCGGAGGACAUCUGGAAGAAGUUCGAGCUGCUGCCCACGCCGCCUCUGUCGCCCAGCCGCCGCUCGGGCUGCUUCCCGUCCAGCGCCGACCAGCUGGAGAUGGUGACGGAGCUGCUGGGCAGCGACGUGGUCAACCAGAGCUUCAUCUGCGACCCGGGCGACGACGCCUUCGUCAAGUCCAUCAUCAUCCAGGACUGCAUGUGGAGCGGAGGCUCCACCGCCGCCAAGCUCCAGCAGGUCGUCUCCGAGAAGCUCGCCUCCUACCAGGCCGCCCGGAGGGACGGCGCGGCCGCGGCGCGCAGCGGCAGCCUCCCGCAGCCUUCCCCGACGGCGCCUGCCGCCGCCGCCACGGCCUCCGCCUCCUCGGCUUCCUCGUCCGCUGCCUCUUCCGCCGCCGCUUCUCCCAGCAGCGCCUACCUGCAAGACCUGGGCGCCACGGCUGCCGAGUGCAUCGACCCGUCCGUCGUCUUUCCGUACCCGCUGAGCGACAAGUCGCCGAAAGUCGAGGCCGCCUCCCCGGAGCCUAGCCCGGCUCCUUUGCUGGGGCAGGACACGCCGCCCACCACCAGCAGCGAUUCUGAAGAGGAAGAGGAGCAAGAAGAAGAAGAAGAUGAGGAAGAAAUUGAUGUGGUUACAGUAGAGAAAAGGCAGCCCACAUCGAGGAAAUCGGAGUCCGGUACGCACAGGAAGCCCCACCACAGCCCCUUGGUCCUCAAGCGGUGUCACGUCCCCAUCCACCAGCACAACUAUGCCGCCCCUCCGUCAACCCGAGUCGAGUACCCGUCCGCCAAGCGGCUAAAGUUGGACAGUGGCAGAGUCCUCAAGCAGAUCAGCAACAACCGCAAAUGCUCAAGCCCGCGCACCUCGGACUCGGAAGAGAACGACAAGAGGAGGACGCACAACGUCUUGGAGCGCCAGCGGCGGAACGAGCUCAAGCUGAGCUUCUUUGCGCUGCGAGACCAGAUCCCCGAAGUGGCCAACAACGAGAAGGCCCCGAAAGUCGUCAUCCUCAAAAAGGCCACGGAGUACGUCUUGUCCAUCCAGUCGGACGAGCACAGACUGUUAGCGGAAAAGGAACAACUGAGGAGGCGGCAGGAGCAGCUGAAAAGCAAACUCCAGCAGCUCAGGAACUCUUGCGUUUGAAA